CCAAAGCCCAUCGGUCUUUAUUCGGGGUUUAUAGGGGGCGGGCAAGCACGCUGCUCUGUUCUCCAGAUGCUCCGAGACUGCGAUACGUUGAAGAGUUGAGGCAUAUCAGUUUGUUGCAAGGACUAGUAAGGACAGGUCGACACAGAAUUGCGCGCAGGAUGUACGACGUGAAGAUCUGCACAUGGACACCAGUGGAUUUUUACAAAUGUUGGAUUAAUAUGACCACUUCGCUGCAUUACCACCAGGCUUUACAAUUUGGGAAUAUUUAACACACGAAAUAAGGAUCUUUUCCCAUAUGCCGGCGAGAAUCAUGUUUUACAAAAUCCUUGCUGUGCUUUUCUUACAAGGAGUCUUGAGGUGUGAUGCUUGGGUCAUAUCCGAGGUCAGCCCCGGAGGUGUCUCGGGGUCCAACACGGGGCAGUUGAACUCCGGCGGAGUCGCGGCUCGAAAGAAUUCUGACGCGACGGAACCAAAGUCCAGAUCGAAGCGCUGCACCUGUUAUUCCUACAAGGAUAAAGAGUGCAUCUAUUACUGCCAUCUGGACAUCAUCUGGAUCAAUACUCCCGAGCGCACGGUACCCUAUGGAAUGUCGAGCUACCAAGGAUCCCAGCGAAUCCGACGUGCUGUUGCUGGACGACCGAGUGAGCACCAGCAAAGAGACACUCAGCGCUGCCUGUGUGCUUCUCUGGAUGAAGACCCAGAGUGCCAUCUUUUUUGUCAGUCAAGCUCUCUGCAGACUGGGCCAAAACCGAGUCUUCACAGAGUCCCAAGGCCUGGCUGACAGUUGGACACUUCCUCAUCUUGCGCUAUUUUCUUCAGGGAGCGGAUCCAUCCCUCAUCUUCAGCCCAUCAUUCUCUGCUUGGCACACUUGCUUCCACAGGUACACUCCCAUUCAAGGAAAGAACUUUGGAGAUUGACACUGCCGACAUUCCUAGGCAUCAUAAUUCUGGGAGCAAGUUCCAUCAGGCCGCGUGCUUUUAAGAACACUUCAGCAAAUUCGAUACAGUUCCCUGGAGGCUAAUCUCUUUUGACUUCUCUCCUGAUGAGCAAAAGGAUUGCUUUCACCUUGAAAAUCCCGUGUGACCUUAUUGCCGUGCUUGAUCAGACUCCCUCUUUGUAUUCAUAUUACGUAAAUAACAUAUCUGCUAACAUAUUGUGGAUCUGAGUUUCUUUCAAAGCAAUGAGGUGAGCUGUAAAUGUUCAAUAAGCCAUGGACAACAUUUCUACAUGGAUGUUGGUCAACAACAUUUUGAGUUGUGGUUGAAAGUACUUAAGCACGAUGCAAUUUUAGAACUCAUAAUAAUGAAUAAUAAUAAAUACUGAGGAACUCUUCUACUUUGUAUAAUGAUGUUUUUCCUGAUGUUAUGUUUAAAAUUAAGGUCUCAUUUUGUACAUAUUUUUAACAGAAUAAUAUAAAGGUAUAUGAAUAUUAUUAAUUAUGUAAACUUUACUCUGUUCUCUGUUACACUAACCUUAACCCAAGAGAAAUGUGAUAUUAUUUGACUUAGGUCCAUCUUGUAACAGAGCUCUAUUUUGAGCAACAAUUGGGCAAGCAAGAAAUGAGAAUCAAUACUGACAAUGUGGGCUGGAGGAAUGACUACGUAUGGUUGAAAAACAAUGUAGUCACAACCCGUGUCAGGGUCAUGCCUAAAUGUCUCGGAGCCAAAUAUUUAAUUACUUUUCCCUUCAGGAAUGAUUUAUGAUCAUGAUGUACUGCUUGAAUCUUUUUAUUAGAAAUGGAAUGAAUGACUGACAUCGAUGGGGAGGUGAUGAUAGAACGUGAUGCUCAGUUUCAAUUAGAGGAUAGAGUUUUUCAAUAAUGAGAGAAACAUGGAAUAACACCAGUGAGAGUUUGUAUGUGCAAUGUGUGUUGAAUUAUUGGAGGGCAUUAUUAAUAAAUGACAAAACACCUCGAUCGAGAUGGAAUCUUUAUCGCAGGUGAAAAAAUGUGUUCCCCACGGCCUCAGCAGACUGUGGUUGAACUUUCGUAUGGAGCUUAUUCACAGAGGGAAGUCAGUAAUAUAGAGUGAGAGUCAAAUGGCAACAUUUCCUUUAGCCUCUGGGGCUAGACCUUUUCUUGCCCGACCAAUAAUUACUAGUAGGUCCCACUCGACCACUUGUGCAAGUAGCCUCUUGACAUAUACGAAGCAAACACUAUUUGCUUGUUUGUCUUGCAUACCUUAGUUCCUACAAGUCUUUAUGUUGUUGGUAUAUUUGUGCUGGGUACGAUAAUAGUGUCAUGAUGUAGUCAACUGGAGAGAGGAAAGGAACACUAACUUUAGUGGGACCUGAAGCUAAUACUGGGGUUACAGUGUUGUGUAUUUAUGAUAAUUUACAAAUGUCUUUUUUAAGGUUCCAUCUAAACUUUUGGUAAAUCAUUCAGUGUAAUUCAAAGAGCUUUAUAAUUAAAAACAAAGCAAACAAAGUA
This is a messenger RNA of Syngnathus acus (greater pipefish), 2429 nucleotides long. RefSeq names its product endothelin 3b (gene edn3b). Lineage: Eukaryota; Metazoa; Chordata; Actinopteri; Syngnathiformes; Syngnathidae. Gene Ontology annotation, biological process: intracellular calcium ion homeostasis; regulation of vasoconstriction; vein smooth muscle contraction. The record is from RefSeq and is a predicted model, not a curated record. The coding region runs from base 296 to 781 and encodes 161 amino acids. Gene Ontology annotation, molecular function: endothelin B receptor binding; hormone activity. Gene Ontology annotation, cellular component: extracellular region. The transcript has 5 exons.